This is a messenger RNA of Pipistrellus nathusii (Nathusius's pipistrelle), 921 nucleotides long. NCBI's taxonomy places the organism in Eukaryota, Metazoa, Chordata, Mammalia, Chiroptera, Vespertilionidae. The record is from the annotation of a GenBank genome assembly.
AUGGGGCGCGCCCUGCCGUGGGCGCUGUGGUUGCCGCUGCUCCUGCAGGACCCAUGCAGCCUGGGACUGUCCUGCAACGUGUCCUCGGGGGACGUGGACUGGAACGCGGAGUUCACAGCCACCUGUCUGAACUUCAGCGGCCGAGGCCUGAGCAUCCCCAGGAACGGGUCUCUGCAGGCCAGCGGCGUGCUCCUCCUGGACCUGUCUGGGAACGGCCUCCGGGAGCUGCCGUGGUCCUUUUUCGCCCGCCUGGGGAACCUGCGGAUCCUCAACGUGACCCACAACCCGCUGGACCGCGUGGACGCGGAGCUGGCCGAACGCUGCGCCCUGGACCUGCAGGCGGACUGCCGCUGCGCCCUGGCCUCCUGGCACCGGGUCCGGCAGGACAACUGCUCUGACCAGCUGCCCCUGCAGUGCCUGGAUGCGGGCACCUUCGCCUGGCGCAACCUCUCCGCCUUCCUGGAGGUCAGCUGCCCCCCUGGCCUGAGCGUGGCGGCCAUCGGGGCGCUGGCCGCCAGUGGGAGCCUGCUCCUUGGGCUCGCCGUAGCUGGCUCAUUGCUGCUCUGGAGAGCCCGGUCACGCUGGUCACCCAGGAGACAGAGCCAGGACAAAACGUGGGCUGCUCCGGGGGGGCCCAGGCCCAGCUCAGGCUGGCAGACGAGAUACAGUAGCCGGAGCCUCAGCCUUCAUCAACCAGAAGCCACCCUGCCCAGACCCCCCACACCUGACUAUGAGAAUGUGUUCAUAGGCCAGCCGCCUGCCAACCACCAGCCGACCAAACACGGGCCUCACCCUUCAGAGGACACCGACUGCUACAUGAACUACGAGGACCUCCGCCGGGCCUCCCAGCCCGUCUACGGCAACCUGCAGUUCCCCGGCCAGGUCCCCGCGGCCGAAGAUGAGUACGUGAUCGGGCACUGA